Molecule: messenger RNA, 1259 nt
Organism: Hevea brasiliensis (rubber tree)
Lineage: Eukaryota; Viridiplantae; Streptophyta; Magnoliopsida; Malpighiales; Euphorbiaceae
Product: annexin Gh1
Exons: 5
Coding region: 100-1050 (316 amino acids)
Cellular component (GO): cytoplasm
Molecular function (GO): calcium-dependent phospholipid binding; calcium ion binding
Source: RefSeq, a predicted model, not a curated record
AAUAUAAUCAGUUCCGUCAUUGACGUUUUCGAGUCUAAACAGAGCAGAGAGCCAGAGAGUGAGCUUCGCAGAUCGUUGAAAGAUCGAAAGAACUCGACAAUGUCUACCCUUAUAGUUCCUCAACCACCUCCACCCGUGGCCGAUGACUGUGAGCAGCUUAGAAAGGCCUUUUCAGGAUGGGGGACAAACGAGGGCUUGAUCAUAUCCAUAUUGGGUCACAGAAAUGCUGCUCAACGCAAGCUGAUCAGGGAGACUUAUGCUGAGACCUACGGAGAAGAUCUCCUCAAGGCAUUGGACAAGGAACUUUCAAAUGAUUUUGAGAGAGUGGUGCUGCUCUGGACGCUUGGUCCUGCUGAACGCGAUGCAUUUUUAGCUAAUGAGGCAACUAAGAGAUGGACAUCAAGCAAUCAGGUUCUUAUGGAAAUCGCCUGCACAAGGUCUUCAAAUGAAUUGCUUCAGGCAAGACAGGCGUAUCAUGCUCGCUUUAAGAAGUCCCUUGAAGAGGAUGUUGCACAUCACACAACUGGGGACUUCCGCAAGCUUUUGUUUCCUCUUGUGUGCUCAUACCGAUACGAGGGGGAUGAGGUGAGCAUGACCCUCGCAAAAACAGAGGCUAAGUUGCUCCACGAGAAGAUUUCCAAGAAGGCUUAUGGUGAUGAGGAUUUCAUCAGGGUUUUGGCUACCAGGAGCAAAGCACAGAUUAAUGCUACUCUGAACCAAUACAAAAAUGAGUUUGGCAAUGAUCUCAACAAGGACUUGAAGACUGACCCCAAGGAUGAAUUCCUCGCACUAUUGAGGGCCACAGUGAAGUGCUUGACACGCCCAGAGAAAUACUUUGAGAAGGUUCUUCGUCUCUCUAUCAACAGACGAGGAACAGAUGAAGGAGCUCUGACUAGAGUUGUCACUACAAGGGCAGAGGUUGACUUGAAGAUUAUAAAAGAUGAGUAUCAGCAAAGGAACAGUGUUCCUUUGGACCGUGCCAUAGUCAAGGACACCCAUGGGGAUUAUGAAAAGAUGCUCCUGGCACUGAUCGGGCAUAAGGAGGAUUGAGCUGUGAAUCUGUUUCGAGGGGCACUAUAUCAUGAAGGUUGUGGUGGUUGCGGUUUCACCUUGCUGGAUGUGGUUUCAAGACAGAAUAAAUCCUUGUAAUUUGAUGUGUUUUAUUUUCAGUCGGAUGGCUAUGUGAAGCUGGUCUAUGAAAACUUCACCUAUCAUCACAUCAAUAAAAUUAUAUAACUAUGUUUGCCCUGUUUAAAGAA